Molecule: messenger RNA, 6873 nt
Organism: Rasamsonia emersonii CBS 393.64
Lineage: Eukaryota; Fungi; Ascomycota; Eurotiomycetes; Eurotiales; Trichocomaceae
Product: DNA helicase
Exons: 10
Coding region: 1-6873 (2290 amino acids)
Biological process (GO): chromatin remodeling; DNA-templated transcription; DNA repair
Cellular component (GO): Ino80 complex; nucleus
Molecular function (GO): zinc ion binding; histone binding; ATP hydrolysis activity
Source: RefSeq, a predicted model, not a curated record
AUGUCUAUCCCAGACACUCAGUGGGCGCAAGUUGUCGAGAAGAAAGACACUCUCGUCUACAAGCAGAUCCCCGUCCAGAAACCUGGCCCCGAUGAGGUCCUGGUGAAGAUCAAGUAUUCCGGCGUCUGCCACACGGAUCUGCACGCCAUGAAGGGCGACUGGCCCUUAGCAUCCAAAUUGCCGCUUGUUGGCGGCCAUGAGGGUGCUGGCGUUGUUGUGGCCAAGGGUGACCUGGUUAAAGACAUUGAGAUUGGUGACUACGCUGGAAUCAAAUGGCUCAAUGGCUCCUGUCUGGCUUGUGAGUUCUGCCGGCGGUCCGAAGAGCCCUUGUGCCCACGCGCUUUACUCUCUGGGUAUACCGUCGACGGGACUUUCCAGCAAUAUGCGGUUGCCAAGGCAGCACAUGUCUCCAAGAUUCCCAAGAAUGUGCCCCUUGAUGCUGUUGCCCCCGUUCUGUGUGCUGGUAUCACUGUCUACAAAGGCCUGAAGGAGGCAGGCGCCCGGCCAGGCGAGACAGUCGCCAUUGUCGGUGCUGGCGGUGGUCUUGGGUCCCUCGCUCAGCAGUAUGCCAAGGCGAUGGGGCUCCGAGUCAUCGCCAUCGACGGCGGUGAUGAGAAGAAGGCCUUGUGCGAGCAGCUCGGAGCCGAAGCCUAUGUCGACUUUACCAAGAGCAAGGAUCUGGUCAAGGACGUGCAGGCCGCCACCCCAGACGGACUUGGUCCGCACGCCGUCCUGCUCGUGGCCGUCGCUGAACUGCCCUUCCAGCAAGCCUCCAGCUACGUCCGGCCGCGUGGAACGAUUGUGGCCAUCGGCCUCCCGGCGAAUGCAUACCUCAAGGCGCCCGUCUUCGAUACAGUGGUCAAGAUGGUCACCAUCAAGGGUAGCUAUGUGGGCAACCGACAGGACGGCGACGAGGCGAUUGACUUCUUUGCGCGCGGUCUGAUCAAGACUCCGUACAAGGUGGUGCCGUUGUCCGAACUGGGCAAGGUUUAUGAAUUGAUGGUGUUCUCGCACGAAUAUCCACUGGCUGAGGAAGUGACCUCGAAGGUGAAUGUCGACGUACAACAAUGUUCAUCCCUGGUACUUAGGUCGGUGGUGGGCAGGAAAGACUGUAAGGCGAACGAAGACGCCCGAACCGCUCCGGACCGGGUAUGGACCGUCCCUCAUAUCAAGAGAAUAGACAGCUGCCGCGCGACAAAGAACGCCCGAGAAGGAAAGGCGCCACGGCUAGAGAUAUCAGCUCUCGAACAAUGCCCUGCUGGCCAUUGUUCGCCGGGAAUGGACGGGUCGCUGGACGAUAGAUGCGCAGCAGCUCCUGGCGAUCGCCUCGAAGCGCAGCAGACGGUCACGGCGGUCAGCGUAAUACCGAUACAGGCCCGUGGCGGCGGGACGAGAUCGCCCGGGGACAGCGAAACAAUGCCAAUCGCCCAGGUCAGUUACCCGCGCUGCGAGUUCGUCCUGCAAAGGGGAAAAAUGGAAAAGAGGCUCAGGCUCAGGCUCACGCAACAAACACCGCUUCGUUCCAUGAAGCCGCUCUCCACCACCAUCCCAUCUCCCGCCACGUCGCUCCCUCUGCUUUUUCCUCUCCCUCUCCCUCUUUCCAUCCCCAUCCCCCAUCCUCUCCACCACCUUCCAUCCGCUGCAUCAUCCCAACAUCGCUCUGCGCCCUCGCUACUGCUGUAUCGCCGCUCCAUCCGCGGCGCCGCCUGUCCCCCGGCACCGUGUCUGGUCGCUUCCACACACGCCCGGUCGCCCUUCUAUGCCAGGCCUGUGAGGACGCGAAAAAAAAUCUCCAACCGACCGCGAGACCUCCUCUUGACGACGCCACGCCAUCGCUCGUGUCCGGCAGACGCGUCCUCAAUCAUGACGGGGGCUCCACCAUACGGGGUGCACUCCCCAAACCAACAACCGCCGUACACCGCGUACUCGCCCCAGUCCAAGAAUCGUCCUUACUACCCGAACAAUGAACAGUAUCAGCAGCAUCAGCAGCACCCUCCCGAAACAUCCCAGACCUUUCCUCCCCCAUCAUCCUUCUCUCGCAGCCCGCAUUUUGGCCACCAGCCCUCUCCUCUACCCACAACCCUUCCCCCGCUGAACGGCAGCGCUCCUCCUCACUCGGACGCUUCGUCUCAGUACCAGACGCAACAUUCGUCGUCUGGCACGCCGAAUUUCCCCCUUCCACGGCCUUAUUCCAGCUCCGUCAUGCCGGGCACCACUGCUGCUCCCUAUGGUCAGCCGACUACGUCUCACGCCCACCCCUCCAGCCGCCCUGAUACGCUGUCGCAGUCUCCAAAGAAGGAGCCGGAGACUUCCUUCAACGGCCGCGGGAAUGGGGCAGGAUUCUCAUCCCACUCGCCCAUGAUGCGUGAGCCGCGGCCACCAUCGCCUAAGGAAUCGGUACGUGUUUCUGACUCCUUUCUUUCGCCGUCUGUCCAACUGACUGACGAUAAUCGACAGAAGCCUGCCAGAGCCGCCGAUCCCAUGUCGUUCGCCAGCAUCCUCUCAGAGCCAGCUGGAGAUCCCUCUCCCCGGCGGCCUUCUCCUCCACCUCCACCCGCUCCUGUGAAUAACCACAAGGAACCUGAGCCGGCUCCGGUGGCAGCGCUCCCACGCCUGGAGAAGAAACCUAGCAUCGAAAAGCGACGUCGCACGCUCGAUCCUCCACCCGCACUCGAGAAUGCUCCUCCACAACAAUCCUUUGCCAAUGGCACUAUGGAGCCGGGCAAGCCGCCAGUCCAGCCUCGUGUUGUGAAACCCCGACGGACCCUAACGGAACGGGACUUGGAAACUAUCAACAGGAUCGUCGCUGAAAUAGAUAAGGCAGAAAAGAGCGAUGUGGAGGAACCUGGCUUCGAGCAGGAAUGGGAGCGUUACGUCAUGAAAGGCAGGAAACGGGCCUUGGAGGCGGAAAGGUUGGAAGCAAAAGGCGCAAGGGCCGUGCACGAGGCCGCAGCGAUCGCGGACGUUCACCGAAAGGAGAUCCAGGAUGAAAAGGAACGCAAAAAGGACAUGCAACGGAAGCGUCGCCGUGAGAAUACCGUGCGUCUGGAGACUCAAAAGAAGCUUGAAGCAGAGCGGAAAGCGAACAGGACUUCGGACCUUGCUGAGAGGGAGAAAUUUCUACGCGAGGCCGAGAAGGCUCAGAAGAAAAUCAGGGGAGUCAAGAGAGCUCUGGAAAGAGGCAAUGCACCCGAAGAGAUCAGCGAAGUCACGCCUCUGGCACCUAACAUGGAGGGCGGCACCACCAGCUCAUUUCAUAUUGGCAGGGGAACAUCGCCUCCAGCCAAGAAGAAGUCGGCUCGUGGUGGUCCCGUCACCCGGCCCAAGAAGUCCAAGGAGAAGAAGCAAGCUGAGAAGGAUGCAGCCGAGGCAGCAUAUGCUGCAAUGGAGAGGGAGGAGCUCGUGCCAAUAGCACCCAAGGAAGAUCCUCGCCGAGAAUCCCUCAAGAAAGAGGGCAAGGUUGCGCGUUCAAAGGAGCCCACGCCUUCUCCGCUCUCCGCUUACGAGACCAAAGGCUACAACCAGAUCUACGAACAGAUCUGGCGGGAUAUCGCACGCAAGGAUAUUCCCAAAGUCUACCGGAUUAAGGCUCUCUCGCUCAGCACCCGUCAGGAGAAUCUUCGCAAGACUGCUCAGCUCGCCAGCAAGCAGUCUCGCAAAUGGCAGGAGCGCACUAACAAGAGCAUGAAAGACACUCAGGCCCGCGCCAAGCGGACGAUGCGGGAGAUGAUGUCCUUCUGGAAGAGGAACGAACGUGAGGAGCGAGACCUCCGCCGUCUGGCCGAGAAGCAGGAGCUUGAAGCCGCCAAGAAGGCCGAAGCCGAUCGCGAAGCCAACCGUCAGCGGCGGAAGCUUAACUUCCUUAUCUCCCAGACCGAGCUGUACUCGCACUUCAUUGGUCGCAAGAUCAAGACCGCCCAAGUCCAAGGUACCCAGGAUGCCACCGUGGAGACGACUGGCGAGACGGUGCAGCCCGGGAAACCCGAGGACCAUACUAUCAAUCUUCCUGAUAGCGUCGCCGAUCCGGGCACCAAAGUCACCAACUUUAAUGAACUGGAUUUCGAUGCAGAGGAUGACACUGAGCUCCGCAAAGCCGCCAUGGCCAGCGCUCAGAAUGCCGUCCAAGAGGCGCAGGCCCGGGCGCGCGCGUUCAACAACGAAGAGAACAAGAUGGCUGCGUUCGACGAGGGCGAGAUGAACUUCCAGAAUCCUAGCAGCUUGGGUGACAUUGAAAUCUCGCAACCGAAGAUGCUUACGGCUCAGCUGAAGGAGUAUCAGCUGAAAGGCCUCAACUGGCUAGUCAAUUUGUAUGAGCAAGGCAUCAACGGUAUCCUCGCCGAUGAGAUGGGUCUUGGAAAGACUCUUCAGUCCAUCUCGGUCAUGGCCUACCUGGCAGAGGUCCACAACAUCUGGGGUCCAUUCCUGGUCAUUGCACCCGCAUCCACGCUGCACAACUGGCAGCAGGAGAUCAGUCGUUUCGUUCCCGACAUCAAGGUGUUGCCGUACUGGGGUUCGGCUAAAGACCGUAAGAUUCUCCGCAAGUUUUGGGACCGCAAGCAUAUCACCUACACCAGGGAAUCCGAGUUCCAUGUCUUGGUGACCUCAUACCAGCUCGUCGUCCUGGAUGCCCAAUACUUCCAGAAGGUGAAGUGGCAAUAUAUGAUUCUGGACGAGGCUCAGGCGAUCAAGUCCUCACAGAGUUCACGUUGGAAGAGCCUUUUGCAAUUCCAUUGCCGGAACCGACUCUUGCUUACGGGUACCCCGAUUCAGAACAACAUGCAGGAACUAUGGGCCCUGCUUCAUUUCAUCAUGCCUACUCUGUUCGACUCGCAUGACGAGUUCAGCGAGUGGUUCUCCAAGGAUAUCGAAUCUCACGCCCAGAGCAAUACCAAACUGAACGAGGACCAGCUCAAACGGUUGCACAUGAUUCUCAAGCCGUUCAUGCUUCGCCGUAUUAAGAAACAUGUCCAGCAAGAAUUGGGAGACAAGGUCGAAAAGGAUGUCUUCUGUGAUCUGUCCUACCGUCAGCGCGCGUACUAUACUAUGCUCCGAAACCGUGUCAGUAUCAUGGAUCUCAUCGAGAAGGCGGCCGUCGGCGACGAGACGGAUAGCACUACCCUGAUGAACCUGGUGAUGCAAUUCCGCAAGGUUUGCAACCAUCCGGAUCUGUUUGAGAGAGCCGAGGUGCGAUCGCCACUGUCUGUCGCGCACUUUGCGGAGACGGCGUCCUUCCUACGCGAGGGUCAGGAUCUUGACAUUCGCUACUCGACACGCAAUCUGAUUGAAUAUGAGCUCCCGCGCUGGCUGUGCAGUGAUGGCGGACGUCUCGACGUCGCGGGGCCGAAUAACCCGCAGGCUGGUUUCCGUGGCAAAUAUCUCUCUCAUCUGAUGAAUAUCUGGACGCCGGAGAAUAUCAAGCAGAGUAUCGAAGAGGAUCAAGCAUUCUCUUUCCUGCGGUUUGUGGACACAUCCAUCGGUGAGGCCUACGAAACAUCCCACCUGGGCGUCUUUGAGCGGGCUGCUCGUCGGCGAGGCCAGACGAAUCGCCUAUCUCGCCUGAAUGUGGUCUACGACAAGGACGACGAUGACGAUGCUAAUUCUGUGCUGCCGCACUGUCUGUUCAACAUCGUCGAUCGCAAUGACCGCCAGGCGGUCCGGGAGGUGGCCACCGAAGGAUAUAUGCGCGAGCUCAUGAAUGUAUCGCAGGCAACCUAUGAUCGGGAGGGCUUUGGUAUUAUUGAGCCUUGCGCCAGCCCGGCGGCGUCGGCUCCGCCGAUCACCAUCUCUUGUUCAGGACAGGCUGCCAUCAAGGAGAUGCAGGACACUAUCUUCAACGUUCCCCUUCGCCAUGCGCUCUUUGGCGUGCCCAGCCGAAAGAUGGAAGAGCAGAUCGUGGAACAGAAGCUGGAUCCGGCUCCCUACUCUCAUCCUCCUAUGCUCCCGCCCCCCAUUUCCUACAAGGCCCGGUAUACGAAGAUCGAGAUGCCUUCGAUGAGACGGUUCGUGACGGACUCGGGCAAACUGGCAAAGCUGGACGAACUUUUGCGCGAGCUCAAGAACGGCGGGCACCGGGUGCUCCUCUACUUCCAGAUGACGCGCAUGAUCGACCUGAUGGAGGAGUAUCUCACCUACCGCAACUACAAGUACUGUCGUCUGGAUGGAAGCACCAAACUGGAGGAUCGUCGCGAUACCGUGGCCGACUUCCAGCAACGUCCCGAGAUCUUCGUCUUCUUGCUGUCAACCCGUGCGGGUGGUCUCGGUAUCAACCUGACGGCCGCAGACACGGUCAUCUUCUACGACUCGGACUGGAACCCUACCAUCGAUUCGCAGGCCAUGGACCGAGCACACCGUCUGGGUCAGACAAAGCAGGUUACGGUGUACCGCCUCAUCACCCGCGGAACCAUCGAAGAGCGGAUCCGCAAGCGGGCCUUGCAGAAAGAAGAAGUGCAGCGCGUCGUCAUUUCGGGCGGAGCUGCUGGCGGAGUCGACUUCAACACUCGCUACCGGGAGAACCGGACCAAGGACAUUGCCAUGUGGCUCGCCGACGACGAGCAGGCGGAGAUCCUCGAGCAGAAAGAACGAGAAGCUCUGGAGCGCGGUGAGGACUUUGGUGCCAAGAAGGGUAAGAAGUCGCAAACGAAGAAGAAUAAUAUUACGCUUGAUGAUAUGUAUCAUGAAGGCGAAGGGCACUUUGAUGAUAUCAGCUCGAAACCGUCAGGUGCAGCGACGCCACUCUCGGACAACAUCGGCUCGUCUGGAACGGGAAAGCGACGCGGGCGCGGGACCGCCAAAGGCCCGUCCAAGAGAGCCAAAACCACCAAAGAGCGGUUGCGGCUGAUCGAUGGCGAUAAUGAUGUGCCGAUGGAUGAGUAG